AUGAGGAGUUUUAUCCUUUUAGACAAAUUUAAUGAAGAGGAGAAAAGGAAUAUCCUCACAACAGUUUGUUUUCGUGGCGUCUAUCCAACUAUACGUUUCACCGACGUCGUAGUUGAGGGACCGCCACCAAAACUCGGUCGGUACCGAGCCUGGCGUGAAUUACACCUGAAUCGGUAAUCACCAAUUUUUAAUGUGUUUAUAAAGUUUUUCGUAUUCCAAAUUAUUUUUUCUGUCUUCAAACGCAAACCGAGGUAUGUGCGACUGUCCAGAAUUUUCUGUCUCAGCCUUUCUCUCAAAAUACACACAUAUUUCGGUAGCAAGGCAGAAAGAGCAAAAUAUUCCUGGAAAAUGGAUAAAACAGAAAGGAUGGCUUUAAGAGGAUUGUGUAUAUGAGACCAUAGGAUCCAGAAAGUAUCAACCUAGCCCUUUUAGUCAGUGACUAAAUGUAAACUUACCAGCGGCACAUUUUUCAAAGUUCGUUAUUUCCUGAAAAUUGCUUUUCGUUUAUUUUUUUAAUUGUCGCGCUCAAUUCCUUUACCAAAUGACCGCGUACGAUAAGACUUUCGGCAGAAAUUUAUCUAUUUUCUGUCUCUUCUUGCUCUCCGUCCUGUGUGUUGCUCCGCCCUUAAAACCCCUUCUACCACCACUCAACUUAUGACGCCGCCCACAGGCUAGCUCAGGGUAAUUGAGGGUCCUACACCCAUCGUUGCCAAAGGGUAAAGCACCCGGCGGAUUUACCCAUGGAAGUGUGUGUUUUAUUAACUUUCGCCUCUUUUGCACCAACAUCGAAUUGUAUCUACAAGAGACUUCACCUAUCUCAGCAAAUCAUGAGUAAUUUUUAUAACAUCUAGCAUAAACGAAUGCCUACAAGCUCACCCCACCGCAACGGAACGGGCACAAUCCACUGACAUGCGCACUUCCAGUCGCUUCUCUCUGCUGCCUACUUUUGAGAUCCAACUUGGUGUGGCGCCCCAGUGCGAUGGCAGCAAGCCUAGCAAUCGUCAGCUAAAGGAACUGCGCGGCACCCAAAACGGCCUCUACUUCGGUGGUCCCGACGCACAAGCCUUCCUACAACACCACGCCGCCUCGGCGAACGAACUCUACUCUUUCCUGGUGGCCCAGGAAAGAAGCGGCAGCACUCAGGUUUUCCUGAGUCUAGAGAACAAUGGAAACGUGCCAGCCGAGGUCCAAUUCCUUUUCCCCUCGCAGCUGCGACCACCCAGGGAGAACUGGCUCGAGAUGGCGUACAUCUCGGAGACAACCAAGGAACAGGUGACAGUUCAACCGUCACCAACCCCGGUCUAUAAAACGUUUUUUUUUCACUUUGACCCAACUGUGGAAAACUCGGUGCCUCGGUGGGAUUGGAAACCAUGACAGCAAGGGAAGACUUUAGUACAGCCAACGCUCUAACCACCUGAGCUACGAGGCCCUGCCGGACGACGUUUUUAAACAGGGGUGUGUAAUUUAAAGCGCAUGACCAGGGGGGUAGUGGUUAGAAGGCUGUUCCUUUCCGUAGAGCAGUGUCUGUGCGAAGUCACUAAAGUGGUGCGUCAACAGCACUGGUCAGGAGAGCAAAGCCGACUGCUCGCCCUCAUUGGCUGUUACCGAGCUCUGAUGAUUGGCGCAGUCAACGUGCGCUGAAGGUCACUCACUUCAUCCGGGGGGCGCCGAGGGCGGUGGACGCGUGCAGCGUCCUGCGCGGGUAAAGACGAGGGUCAGAGUGGGCCUGCGGCUAUAGUGAACCUGGGCAUUUAGCUGCCUCAUUGGCAUAGGCUACUGCAAUCCAACACUCGACUGUAGACCAUUUCGUAUAACAUCGAUUUUACCGUUCGACACACUUUCUACAAACUGGUGUAGUUGCUCGCUUAUCAGUGGUCCUAUGGAUAAUAAUGCUUUAAACCAUAACGCAGCUGUGGUGCUUGUUCGGGUUAGCACACUUGCUCUCAGUAGCUUGCAAAGGCUUAGCUUAUUUCCGUGCGGAAGAAUACAACGUGUAUUUGGGCAGGACUGACAGAACUCGAAGUCACAUAUGACUGAUUAGUGGGGAUAUCCAAAGAUCGUUCGAUCGUCAUAAGCGACGACGCACACUGGCAGCCACAUUGAGUGGUCGCAGUACAGGGGACUUGCUCAUGAGUUAAAGCAGACUUGCGCAGCAUCCACCGCACUCUCUCCUCACUCUUUUACCAUGCUCCGAUAGCUAGGAAGUGCCCAGAAGGCGAGAUCUGUGCUCAGGUGUAGUGGCUGACCAAGAUAUGCAACCCGUCUGUGCGUGCAACAAGUGACCGGGAUUCUUUGAGGGCGACUCGGAAGUCAGGCGCAUGAGAGUGCCUCAGGGGCUACGGUGAAAAGGAACCAUCGCGGCCUGACGCUCAGUUCCGAGAACGACCGAGUCAUCUAGUCAGGCCACAGCCUUCUAAAACAUUACUCUUGGUGCGUGGUGAUAGAUUUAAGCGCGCCAGAUUUAGUGUAGCAAAGAAUGCUCUAAUUUGCUAAUGGGAGUGAUUCCCCACUGUCGGUAUCUCUCUGUGUGUGCCUGGAACAAAAUUUAAUUCGGAUAAACUACAAAAAGAGAUAGGCGCACGACUGAAAACAACAAGGCAGACUAACACGGUUAUUUCUUGCCUGUGGGCGGGCGAGUCACAGACUCGCCUUGCCGGCUGCCACCCGGAAAGUAUAGAUUAACCACUAUUUGUCUUGCAUCCGUGAUAUGCAAGUAAAAGUCAUUCCCACCCGAUUGCCUAACCAUUGUCUGGGAACUUCGUUGCGGAAUUUUGUGAAAACGACCGCGUGUAUCAAUAAAAUAGGAGGGGACUAAAAUUUCUGAAACUUGAAGCAGUCAAUCCAAAUCCUGCUCAGUUGAAUUUAUAUCCAGGGGUUGACCGAACUACGUUACCAAACAGACGGCAGCUUCCAUUUUGAAUGCUUAGACACCGUGUACUUCUUUGAUGGGACAUGGCAUUUUCACAUGGAGUACGUACCACGGCAUCUUUUUUUGUCAGAGGUAACAUUUUUUCCCCAGCGAUGUUCAGCGACACCGUCUAGACGAAACGUGUUUAAGUCACUGAGCCUUCACCCCACAGAAGUAUACGGGAAGUUCAAUGACAUUCUUUGGAUUUUCGCCUGGUCGGUUACUUUACGCACAUCUGGUUAACCAUCAUCCUCUGCCAACUGGAAAGGGUGUUUAUCUUCCUUUGCUGUACGAUUCCAUUGAGGACUUCGACAGACUUCUGCCCAAAGUCUAAUCCGUUUUCGCUUAUACGUAAUUGAAAGAAGGCAAGGCCAUUAUGUUUGUUUAAAGGCAGAGGUUAUUUCUUGUGACUACACUCAAGCGCACACCAGAUAAAAGUGUCAGAUAAGCAAACGAAGUUCAUUAUAUAUCUUUCAGACGGUUUAGUCUCCAAGUCAAUCAGGGAGUCAAAUGGCCCCAACAGUUCACUGGUCACCUCUUCGCCUCUGGCCCAGAAACAGUCUUGUUCAGAUAGUUUUCCACAAAUUUCUCAAAUGCUUGGAUUGCAAGCGCGGUAGUUCGACCGUCGUAAUCGACGAUGUCCACCGUGUGCUCCUCAGCAUGGCGAGAGAAGGGACGGUGACUUAUGGGUGAAUUAGUUUAGAGUGGCGACAGACUUUCACAGCAUCUACCGCACUCCCUCCUGCCCUCCCACCUGGGCUCGGUGCCGAGAUAUAGUCGAGAAGACUGUACAUGGGGGGCAUAGGUGCAUGUCCAGUGCUGCGUUUAUAUACGCUUUUAAACAACUAUGUAAACGAAGAAGCAUCUUCGGGUACUGCUCUCUCAAUGUUUGCGGCCCUGUUCACAUGUUUUUACGAAAAAAAUAUUUCAGAUAAACAUGAACUUUAAACAGACAUGCUUUUGAGUUAGUUGAUGAAAGCAGCAGUUCCGUAAAACAAACAGCAGUAACAAACGACUAAAGGCUGAAAUAUGCCCGUAAGAUUCUACUGGAAGAUGUGUUAGUCAUCAUUGUAAGCACAAGUACAUAUGACGCAAAAUUAACUUUCCACGUCAUACAAUAAGUAUUCGGUUCGUACCAGAACUUGGUAUUUAGCUAUCGAGAUUAUUUUGCAUCUUAUAAAUAAGCUGUAUUUUUUAUGCAUGUCACCCAGGUUGGGUUAGUAACAUCAGGAAUUUCAUAGAAAUCUGGACAAAAACGGGAAUAUAGACAAAUAGACCUUUAGGUAUUUUUAUUUCCAAAUUCCGAUGCAUCCGGUUAUUUUACGUGACCUGUAGCGUUAUUUCGACAUUAAGAAACCUUAAUUUUAAAUUUGCCCACAUGCACCACACCUUUUUUCCUCUAACAUUCAUGAACUCCUGUUGGAAAUAUACUGAAGUUUUGUCUAGAUGUGAUUUAUAUUCUCCAUGAUCAUUGUUCACCAAAUAAAUUUAGAUGAAUUGUAUAGACCCAUUCGGGGAUAUGGAGGCAGAAAUUUUGUUUUAAGGGCCUUAUGGUAGCAAGCGUCUAUGACUGGCAAACUUUUCAUUUCGAUUUGAAAAAACCUUGUUUUAUUGUGUUCUUUAAAGAUGAUGGUAGAGGAGGCGGAAAUCUUUGAAAUAGUCCCACGGAUUUGCAAACUUGCCUGUGGAGAGAGCGUGAGGAUCCGGAUUUUGUGCCGACACCAUGUAUCGGGGCAUCAUAAACUGCCGGUUCGCGUUAGAAUUACAAAUGGUCGAGAGCUUGUGGUAAGUUGGCUUUCUUGAUAGUUGAUAAAAAAUUAACUGGUGUUAAUUUUUUGGCUUUCAUUUACUUAUUGGACAUGUAAGUUAGAACCAACAGUGCAAUAUCACUUAUAGCAUGACUCUUAUGAAUUAUUGCAUGCCAAAAAUUAAGCUUACUUUCUGGCCAUAUAAUUUUCCUUUUUCGUUUAAGAUACCUUGACUAAUUCUACCAGAAACACUUGCAAAUGCUUUAUUGGGACUCUGGGCCAAACCGGGAUAUAAAGUGCGGAACGGAAAGACUCGUGAACAACCUCUAUUUCAAGUUUCUCACUAAAUUACAGUCCCACCCCAGGCUUGAAAUUUUCAAAUUCACAUUUAACAUCAGUUUCCCAUUCCACGUAAACCUCGUUACGCAGAUGCCGUGAGUUGGGGAUUUUGACCUAAGUGACGUGCGAGUUAGUUCUCCUCCGCAUAUUUACCGCAAGCUAAACAAUUUCUGGAAAUUCCAAUAGGUUAGAAUUCAGGAAAAAUAUGCCUCGGAAAAAAUUCUUGAGGGCAUUACAUCUUCGUGACGCGAAAGCUCUGGCUGGUCUUACUUAAACCGAUAAAUCAACGAUAGCAGUAUUAGAAGACGUCAAGUACAAGUAGUCUUACUAGGUCUUUCUAACACCGCACCCACUGUCGUAAAAAAGAUCGCAUUCCCAAACUGCACUACAUGUCGCCCUCUGGACAGCACGUGGUCUGCUCAAAAAUUUGACUUAUAUAACACUUUAAGACAAAUUUACAAAUUUUCUCAAAAUUGAGCUGGGCAGUUAUCUAGGUCGCCAACAUUAAAUCGCAAUUUUUGUGCUAUCAUGCCGAGUUCCAGCUAAGAAAGUUUUUAAUCACUUUUAGCUAACGUGAGGUAGAGGAAGAUCAACACUAAAAGGGUGCACUUUUCUGAUUAUUUUUGACAAGUAUGGUUAAAAUGCAUUGUCUUCAUGGACUAGCAUCUUCUUAAGCAUUUAUGUUCUGAGUCAUGCAAAAUGUUCGCUGCUUGCGGAUUUCUAAAACUUGUAUCCUUUCUCGAAACAAGGGGCAUUUUAAUGCACCUGAAUGUGUGACAGCAUAACAAGGAUACUACUAAGAAUUUACGACUGGCCGCAUUCCAAGCCACAGCUUUUAGCACACCGUGAUUUCUCAAGCGCGCCAGAUUGUUUAUACUUAGUAACUGCGCCCCCAAGGGUUGACAUGACUCACCCUACCCUAUCGCGCGCGCCCGUCAGCCGUCCGAGACGGUCAAUCAAGUGCUGUUGAGAUUAAGAGAGAUGGCUGUGAGAGCUGUGAGCAGCUCCUCUGUGCGUGCUACGCAGGCGAUCUGGCCAGCAUUUCACACAAAGGGAUUGGGCGGCUCAAAUCUCACACGCACGAGGGUGCGCCAGAAGCAUGGUUAGGGAGGAGCCAUUGAACCUGACCCUCAAUGCACCGGUCGACCACUCGACAAAACACACACAAGACCGACUGCGAGGUCUGGCUUGUAACAUCUUAUGGAAACCUCCCAAGCAGCGAAGUUUGGCGAGUUUCGUGAGCGUCAGAUCUACAAAUAGUAGGUGGGCUAACUCAGGAAAUGUCAACAGAAAUUCCGAAAUGCGCUUCCGUUUCGAAAAGAUUAAUUAAGUAGGGUUGUAAAACCAAUCAUUGUGCAGUAUAAUCCUAUAUUAAUUCAGUUACCCCAGGACGCCGGCUUUCGAACAAACUUCUUGCCGUCUGCAUGCAAAAGCCAUACCCCGUAAAAAAUGACUGCUUAAUUACCAUGCAUUUUUUCAUUGAUUUUCGAUGCCCGUAAAGAUUCAAUUGUAUUUCAUGGAAAACAUGCAUGAAAGUAUCCAUUCGUUUGCUCAUUCAGUAGAAAAUCACGCCUUCUUCCAAUUUUUUAUUCGGUUAGAAAAAAUUGUCUAUUUGUGAGAUUUUUUAAUACCGUGAAAUGGCCCUUCAUAAAACGCCAUGUCUCAUUAUUUACCAAUAUGGCUUGUACACUUAACAAUAUGUCUCGAAUCCACUACUAAAAUUAAUAAACCUAUGUUGUCUUCUCUUAAUACCGUAGAGAAGUGUACGGUUUUUCGUACGCGGAAAUUACACGGCUUGUAGUUUGGAAACCCUGAAUGCAAGUGUAACGGCAGGUCAGGUUCAACAUUAUUCGGGAACUGGAAAAGUUUUAUAAAACGAAAUUAUACCCUUCACUCGAGUAUAAUAUUGGAAGAAGAAGUAAUUUUCUACUGACUGAGCAAAAGAAUGAAUAUUUUUAUGCAUGUUUUCCAUGAAAUACAAUUGAAUCUUUAGGGCAUCGAAAAUCAAUGAAAAAAUGCAUGGUAAUCAAGUAGUCCUUUUUACGGGGUAUUGUUUUUGCAUGCAGACGGCAAGAAGUUUGUUCGAAAGCCGGCGUCCUGGGGUAACUGAGUUAAUAGAGGAUUAUACCGCACAAUGAUUAGUUUUACAGUCCUACUUACUUAAUCUUUUCGAAACGGAAGUGCAUUUCGGAAUUUCUGUUGACAUUUCAUGAGUUAGCCCACCUACUGUAUUAUGGCGCAAAAGUCGCUGAAGUACCAUGGGGAUGGAGUCCCCAGAGUCGACCUUACUCUCCCUCUAUUUAUUCUCCUGUGCACCGGCCAACCGUUCGAACUUGUCAAGUUGCAUAUGCUGAGCUGGGGCUCAGCGUCUGACAGGACCAGGCCACUCGUCUACGCGUGCCUCACACGAUGCAUCGUGGGUCACCUUCCGCCUACCCCACCAUGGCACCACCGCAAGCCCUUUGAAUCGCAAAGGAAGUGCCGUAUAGUCUGAGAUGCACUCCCGCUGCCUGCAGGUCAAACCUCUCAAAGGCAUAUGGGCAGUUUUACAAAUAAUACUUGUUAUAUUCUCCUAGACACAAAUAAGUAGUAGGUAGUGCCUUCUCAGGUUAAAAAUUAGCUGAUAAUGUGUAAUCAGCUAGCCAAAGACGUCUGUUACCGGGUUUGUAUUCUUUGAUUUUCAACCAAACAAUAAAGUUCUUGUUCUUUUUUGAAAAUGCCUUAGUUCAUGCUCAAAUCACUGACGCUGGAACCGGGGAUACCUCACCUCCAGCCGCUCUGUGAAAGCCUCACUUUGCCGCCAAUCUCUCUGCAGUGCAUGCAGGCGGAUCGCAAAGGCGUACUCCAGUCCUUUCAGUUACAAAAUCCAAGUGCAGUGCCCGUUCGCUUUCGCGUGACAGGCAUCAAACCCGUGUUGAAUGAGGGCGAAGAUUCCUUUUCUUCCUGUGACAGCUACUCCAAUCAGAUUGGUGCUGAUCAUCCACUCAUUCAGUUGCAAACGACCGAAGACACGAUUCUGCCAGGUGGGAUAGCGACAAUUAGUUGGAUAUUCAGGCCUAUGGAAUCUCGUGAAUACAAGGUAUUUCAGCUUAAACAAUUUUAAGGAUUUGAAUUUAUGUUUCAAAAGUGUUUUAGCCUUUUUUAAUCAUGUGCUACGCGCUUUCCCAAGAGGAGGGGGACAUAACUCUUGAGUCCUUGCAAAAGGUACCUCACAUACUCCUAAGUACAUUACAGUAAACAAAGGUUGCAUCCGUGAACGUUCAACUGUUAGGCGUUACACUAGCCCAGUUCCUUGACCAGUGGUUAAACUUACCUGUCUCCAAAUAUCUACGAAGUAAACACGUACUUCAAGACAAAGUGUGCCAAUUUCCCUAGCUUAUAAGCUCAACCGUAAAUGUAAAUGCCUGCAAACCAAGUGCAAAAACUCAUUUAUGUGGCCCCUUGAACAUAUUCUGAAGUCAAAAAUUCCUCGAACAUUAUAAAAGCAUGUAAAUGGCUUGUGCAGUAAUUUUCCUUCCACCCAAACGUGCAGCUGGUGGCUACUAUUGUUAACCAAAAUGUAACCCGUUAGCAAGUAGGAAUUAAUCUAGAAUUCUGACCUCACUAACGUACCACUUGCUGUGUUGGAACAGAUUUAGAAGAAAACUAUUUGGAAGACACAGUUCGUGACUUGAGAGCUUUUGUGCACACACUAUAUGCACUCGAAUAUCCACAAAUCUCAUGAAACGGCUCACAUAUCCUAACUGGAGUAAAUCAGCCUUUGCAAUCUUCAAAAUUUCUUUUCACUCAGAAUUUUAACUUUUGAAGUUUACGCCUAUUUAUUAUAAGUUAAUCACUCAGGUAUAUGACUGAACAUUUGCUCCCCACAAACAGGCUCGCUUUACUAUUAUUUACGCCGAUGCCAACCGCGCUUUGGGUGAACAGCCAUUAACUGAGAGUUCUCAUCAGUUAAUAUCUGCGGAUGUCAGUCUUCGAGUCUAUGACCCCCACCUGACCCACCCCAAAGAAUGUUUUACCUUGGAAGGAAAAACACUGCUAGAUAACGUAAGUUUUCGCCAAAAAAUAAAAACACUGAGCAUGUUUAUUUUGAAGUUAAUCAUUUCUUUAAGCGUAUGUAGUGCUGUGACUGAAAAUGCCCUCACCCUCGAGGUCCCUAAAUCUAUUAGAGCUUGUUGACGCUAGUUUCAGAAAAUGUUCGCCAAUGCGUAUAAACGCUUGAAGAUAUAAGACUAUGAGCAUUUUUUUGUCAAACCACCUAUGCCAGCGGAAAGUAGGAGGGAAGCCGGCCGGGGGUCAUGUGACCGGCAUGGGACGCCACCUCACCGCGACGCCCACGAGGCUGAUAUCAACUCAUCUGAGCCCCAACAACUGAUCAUUCCGUUGAGUGACGGGGGGAGGCCGACAAGCAUGCUGGCUCACCAGCCAUUACGACGGCCGCAAAGGUGCCAAAAUUGACAUGAGCCCACCGGUGGUCAAUCGCGGAGGGGUCAGCGCUAAUCGGCGGCGAACGGGCAGGUCAUAGUUCGUGCCUCGAGCACGGGUAUUGGCAGGUAACAAGGUUGAAGAAAUCAAGGCCACAGGAACAGCCAACACAUUACUCGGAUGAUGGAAACGAGAGGGUCUCCGAAACUCCAGUUCAAAUCUUAUUUUAUCCAUGAAUUCGCCCUCUAUUCUUCUUCUUCUUCCUCAGGAGAUGAUGAACGCGACACAAUAUAUGGACCUCUCAUCGACAUCUACGCAUAUAUAUGGGCAGUAUAUCAUUAAUGACAAAGACAAGGGAGACUGGAAUGGCCAUUUUUGUCAGCCUCAACUCCCAGAUGUGGAACACCUGAGGCUCGAUCACGCGACCUGUUGGUUAGAAGUCCAAAGUCCCUAAUUACUGAGUCAAGGGUCGUUUUUUGUCGGUUUCGACCGGAUAUAUACAAUGUUAUGCUGACAUUACGUUAACCGAUCAGGUUACGGAACACGCUUGUUCCGUGUUCCGAGUGAGAGAAAUUGAAUAAGGUCAAGGGAGUUAAAUCAGAGAGGAAGACUUGAAGGCAGUCCUUUUCUGCGACUUCCUCCGACGAUAACUAGUCUGGAGAGGCUAUAAGAAAUCUUCUGACCCGAAUGAGAGUUAAAUUCGGGGCAGUAAUGAGGGUGACGGAGCCUUGCCUACAUUAUGGAAACGCGCACACCCGUCAGGGUGCUGAUGUCUUAAGCUGAGGUAGUGACCGCAUGGCCAAGCCUGGCACAUGGUUCUAAAUUGCACCAAAAGUUGCAUAGCACUUCCUGAGGUCUAUUACUCUAUCGCGACCAACAAAGUUAGCGGAGAGAACGUAACCUAAGAUGAUGAGUCUUCCGAUCACAGCUGAAUGAGUACGGUGCUUAGGUGGUGAACAUCUUCUUGCAUCUCCAAUACGGCUUGAAUCAGCAGUGGUUAGCAAAUCGACGGCCCAGCCAUCCUACUACUCGCUAAACGUCAUAUUUAUAACUUCGUCGCAGACAUGAAUCGGUUAGCUGACGAUUAUUGCAGACUGUAGUAAGAACUGGCGCUUCAUGACAUCCUCAUAUUCGACGACUCAGUUCUCCAAGUCACAAUCUGGAAAACGCUUGUCUUUUCCUUACAUCAGAGUUUAUAAGCUAUAGACUGCCUACAGUACCUCAUUCGGUAGGAGUCGCGACAGCUACAGACUCGAUAUUGUGCGUCAUUUGGAAGAGGUCGUGAGGCCAUGCAUUACGAUACCGGCAAUAAAAAUUACAUAAUUAAACAUUAUAAUUACAAAACUAUUUGUGAUGUGAUAGAGGCCAAUAAAUGUGAGCCCUCAGGUGCGUACUAGCCUGACACACAACUUCAGUGCACCACAAAAAUGGAACUGAAUCCAAAGAUAGAAGCUGACCCCUUAGCGCUUUCAACUAUGCACUGGAUAAACAGGCUGCGAUUGAAAUACCUCCUGGUGAUAAUUUACUUCAGCCGAACACUCGACCGAUGCGUUUAACCCCUCUCAUCGUGGGCAGAAGCAUCUAAUAUUUAAAUUAAGAAUCAUAGUCGACCUUUUGCAGACGGGCAUCGGCAACUUACCAAUUAACUUGCAUUCGUCCCAAGGGACAGUAUUUAUUCAGUUCAUUAGAAGACAGAGAAUUGAUCUGGGAGAAAACAAAUAUAUUUAUUUGGUCUUUUGGACCUCACGCCCGAGUUCAUUAUCAAAUAAUUCAGUUCGGCCAAGUCCAGCGUACACUUUUGUUGGGUUGGUCCUUCUUCAUACUAGGUGUGUUCCAUCUUUUUCACGUGGUGAAGACGAAAAUUUGGCUGAAUUUAGCAACCGUUUUAAAUUCAGUCACAGUCCAUAGUUUAAUUUAGAGUUAGCUCUCAGUGACCGAGCUCUUUUUGUUUAUCCGGCAUCACAUUCUUGUGUUCUUCCCGUUAUUAGUCCUGGUUUUGGGGACCAACGUUUAGUCAGUUUGGCAUACAGUAAUUGUGCUAACUUGUGAAAUGUUAACGGAAAUUCUGAAAUUCGUCUUCGACUCAAAAAUAUAACUUAAGUAGGGUUGUAAUAUUAAUUAGCAUGCAGCAUAAUCCCAUGAUAAUUCAGUUACUUCGGCAUGCCGGCAUUUAUACAAACUUCUCUCCGGCAUCCCGCAAAAGCUAAACCCCCAUAAAAACGAUUUCUUAAGAAAUCUGAAUUUUUCUCACUGAUUUUCGAUCCCCUUAUAAAUUCAGACAUGUCUAAUAGGAAACAUGAGUAAAACUAUAAACUGGUUUUAAGAAACUUUUCCAAUCCCCGAAUAAUUUUGAAACUGACCAUCCGUUGCUCUUGCAUUCAGGGUUUCCAAACUACAAGCUGAUUUUUUCCGUACACGAAAAUUCAUACAUUUCUAUACGCUAUUAAGCGGUGACCAUUUUUGAGUCCUAAAAUUUAGCAGUGUAUUUGAGUCAUCUUGUAAACUUUAAAAGAGACAUUAGUAAAUGCAGAGAGGUGAUGAUUUAUGAACGGGCAUUUCACGGUCUUAAAUAUUUCAUAAUCAGAAACUUUUUAAAACCGAUUUGCACCCUUCCUUCAAGUAUAAAACAUAAAGAGAUUGUAAUUUUUUACCAAAUUAAUAAAAUAAGGAAUAUUUUCAUGUGUGUUUUGCAUGAGCUAUAUUUGUUUGUAAGGGCAAGGAAACUAACUAAGAAAAAUUCAUACAAUUAAGUAGUCAUUUUUACAUAGUGUAGCUUUUGUAGGUUGCCGGAAAGGAGUUGGUACAAUAGCCGACCUCCCGAUUACGCUGCAUGACAAUUAACAUUACAAACCUACUUAAGCAAUCUUUUUGAGUCGAAAACGCAUUUCAUGAAUUAGUACAUCUUAUUGGGUCAAGCACUGAAGUAUAGGCCCUCCCACCAAGUGCCACAGGCGACGUCGCGCUAAGUUCCAGGAGUGUUCCUAUUCCGUGCUCUUAUUUUGACCGUUACCUUAGCCGUAACACUUACCCUAACUCUAACAAUCUUAGCUCCAACCCUAAGUCUAAGCCUCAUAAUCCUGACCCUAGCCCUCCUAAACCUGACACUAACACUGAUCCUAACCCUGGAAUUAAGGGCAAAGCCACCUGUUAUACGGCCGUCCAUAUUCCCGUGCGCAACCUAUUAUUAUUUAGGUAGCUGACAUUUUUCAUUUCUAGCCAGGAUCUAACCGUAUUGCUUCAGAUUUACAGUUGAGCUGACACUAACUGAAAGUUCCUCUUUUCAGCUAUAUGAAGUAAGAAAUAUCUCAGCGUCCUAUUUGUGCCCACUCACCCUACCAUGGCAGUGUCUCUUUCUUUCUGAAAAACUUGUUGAUUGUGGGCUGACAGCAGUUCACAAUUCGACUCACAGCAUUAUGUUCAUGAACUAUCGGAGAUCAGUCUCGGCUCAGGAAGAGGACGAAUUUCGGCCCGCUCUGUUUCGAUGGGAGCCCCUUCUUGCAGAAUAUGCUAAGGUGGGUUUUUUCGAUGUGUUAAUAUGUUGAAACAACAACUAGUGCUUAAGUGUGACCUACUGAAUUUGGGUAACACCUCGAAAAAUGGUUCUGGUCGACUUUAUCUGGGUCAACUGAUAGCUGUUUAAUAUCGGCAAAAUUAGACUUAAAUUGCCUGCAAAUGGCGUUUUGCGAAGACCAACAGCUAUCUCCCUCAAUGAAAUCGUGGAGUUGAGCUCUAACCAUAGAUUAUACCUGUGAACAUUCUGAUAGGAAUGAAUGAACGAGUUCCGGUAAGCAGUUCAGAAGAAGAAGAUGCAGUCGCUGGAACAAGAGGUUCAUUGGCCUGACGCUACGGACUGUCUCUGAUAUGGGUGCGAGUGAAAAUCCCAAACAUCAGGCCAGUAAGUCUCCUGUUUCAGCGAUCGCAUCUUCUCCUUCUUCAGAGUAAGAAGCCUGGCAUCGAGCGAUCAAAGUUCUUUUUCUGCAAUCAUGUUUAUUUACAUGUUCCUGCUUAUAUUAUUGCCAGUGAGAGUUUUAGACAGCAUUUUCAGGGAAAAAUUCAACGUCCAUGUGACCUUAAGUACCUUGGAUUGCAGUCGUCAGGCUAAUAAAGCUCUUGUUCCAGCGGUCGUGUCUCCUUCUUCGCAGCCGUCAGAACGUUGAACAGUAUUUCAAUGGUAGAGCGGGAUUCAAUAUUUAAUAAUCAAGCAGUGUGUGUUGGAACCGUAGGUCCUAACGAUCUGAGGUUUGGUUAUGGCUGACUGAAAGCUCUAAAUAUCUCUAUAGUAUUUUUCAGUAGUACAUCUCAGAGGGUCGGCUCGCAUGCAAUUAGAUCAUAGAAUUAGUCAGUCAUCCAAAUGACUGGCCAUUUAUAUUAAGGGCUUGAAGAAAACAUGGUAGUUUUAACGCAUAUCACUUGAGUUUUAAGUAAUUAUAAAUCCUUCAAGCAAAUUUCGCAUUGAUCUCGUCUUCUGGGCGUCCCUGAUCUAUUGAACUGCAACCCCAGAUGGUUAUUCUCUGGAAUAAAAGAUCCCAGCUGCUUCUCCUUAGACGGACCGCAGUUUUAUAUUUUAACAUGUUUGACCUGCUUCCUGAAAAUUUUAUAAUUAAAAUUUACAUCCAAGUUCAUAGACAAAGAACCCUUUUAAGUAGUUCGUAGACGAGGGUUGCCAUAUAGGUAGAUUGUCUUAGCAUCGUGCGAACUUCCUGCUGCCGUAGUUGUGGCUCGUCAAUCAUAUUUAGGCAAACCAAAGGUCUAAAAAUUUUCUAUUUUGGGGAUCAUAUUUCCACCACCUAAGCCACACUGAGACGAUAUGCAGAAAAUCAUUUUAAGACAGUUAGUGCUAAAAUUUAGAAACUUCAGCGGAACAUGUGUCAGAAGUCAGCGACUCUCAACCAUCUUGGGAGCCUCGAGAGACUGACGUUUGAAGACUAUGUACAGACAGUCAGAAAUAAGAGGAUCGAGGCCAGGGGCACAAAGCUUCUAAAAAGUGCAUAACCAGUGAAGGAGCAGACCGCCAUUCGGAGCAAUCCAGAGCGAUGUGUUCACAACUAUUUUUCAUUACAUCUUGACAAAACUCUCGUAGAAGUAAUUUCUCUCGGUCCUAAAUUUUUCAUUGCAUGGCGGGGGCAGAAACAACUAGAGCUCGAAAUACAGUUCGAGAAACCCCUUUAGCCAGACUACCAAUCUAAAACUCUCCUAGCCUAGAAAAGUUUACUGCCAUAAAUCGACUCUGAUAAACUGCUGUCAACAGUAUUUAGCGAAGGCUCCAAGGGGACAAGGUCCCUUGGCAAGGACUCAUAUCAAUAGUCACAGGAAUCAAAGGAAGAAGGGGCGUUCACCGGGAGCGGUUUACUUGAGGUCCGGCGUUUCGAGUAGUUUAUUCGUCUACCCAUCUUCAGAGACUGGGAAGCCCCCUGCACAGCUCCCCUUAUAAUGGCGCCCUUUGUUCAAUGCGUGAUCCACCAAUGCUGCCUGUGUGGCUGCAUCCAACCCGAAUGUCACCGUGACCUGAAUCGGAGGUAGCAACCCAUGCCGUGCAAAUGGGGCACAUCUUCAACUUUGACGCCGUUGAGAUUGUGGGCCGGGGCGGCGAUCACACAGCAAGGCAAGUGCAAGAAGCCGACCGCUCUGUCCACCGCCACAUCAAUUUGCCUCCCCCCUAUCUGACUUUACGAACCUUCUUAGCAGGGGACAGUCACGGCGCGGGACAAUCGGGGCCGUCAGUCAUCUCCGCGGCCGACGGGGGCGAUUCAGGUCACGGUGACAUGCGGGUUGGACGCAGCCACACAGGCGGCAUUGGUGGAUCACGCAUUGAACAAAGGGCGCCAUUAUAAGGGGAGCUGUGCACAGGACUUCCCAGUCUCUGAAGAUGGGUAGACGAAUAAACUACUCGAAACGUCGGGCCUCAAGUAAACCGCUCCCGGUGAACGCCCCCUCUUCCUUUGAUAUGCCACCUGGGAAUCGAAUUUUCACUACUAUUGAAGUCACAGGAAUCUUCGCGAAAAUGAAAACAUUGUUUACAAUAUUCGUCUACAACGCACACUGACAAGGAUGUUAUUGAACAACAGGAAAGGAGAGCGGCUUGUCCGGAGUCCCGAAGCGCGUCACUGAAGAUAUAGAAAUAGUUUUGAAAGCCGUCAUAUCGGUCGCAUUUUAACUGCCCAGAGCACGCUCCGUCUGUAUGCCACCUGCAACUAGUUUCCCUGCCACAACGAUGUUGUUCUUUUGGCUGCAUAUGCAACGCCAACGACAAUGCCCUAGCAUCAAUUGAGUAAUGAGUUGUCGCGGAAGGUAAGUAGCUCGUUUGUCUCGCGUAUCUUGGUCCCCCGAACAUGCUGGCUAUAGAUAGUAAGGAUGGACUGAAUGUCACACAAGUCCCCUCUAUAAUGCAAUCUGCGCCCGAGUAAUCGCCGCCUGCCCAGAUAUUUGACCCUCGUCAACUUCCAAGGAACUGAAAUGUUCGAGAUAGGGAGGAAGGGAAGUCACUCUUCCCAAUUUUUCGAGUUUUCUUCCAAUUUGUUCUUAGCAGCAGGAAAAAAUGUGGCAGCAGAAAUAGCUUAGGUGUUGGUACAGGCCAUUCUAAUCCACCUCGUGUUAAUGACAGUGUUUGUAUUGGCGAUAGUGUGUGACGCAAUCAUUGAUUUGGUCUAUGGCCUUCGUCCUAACUGUAUGGGCGUGAUAAAUGCACCACACAUGUUGAUGGAUUCUCAGUCUGAUUUUCACAUUUCGAUCACCUAACUUGGAUUAUCCUAUUAGUGACCAUAGCUUAACUGAUUGUAAGCUUAAUCCUCGGUCCUCAAACAGGAGGACGACACAAGCAAGAUGAAGGUUACAUGGUGCAAGAAACCUCCACAAAAUUGUCGAUGUUUUUUGGCAAUGGUAAACUCGGGUUCCAAAUCGGAUGUCGAUUGGUUUCUAGCAGGAAGUUAAGAAACGGUUUUUGGCUUGAUCCUAGGGUCUGUCCAAUGGUAAAAAAGAAAGGUACCACACCUCAGUUCACCAUUGAACCGAAACACACACACCAACAUAAGCAGUGACAGAGUGUUUGCUUCGGCGUUUGAGACGUCUGAUUACUUGUUAAAAUCGCUGUUCGUUUGUCAAAACAAUCAGUGUAGAAAACUUAAGAGAUAAGUUUACUGCCCAGCACGACAUUAAUGCUUUAGACAUCAUAUCGUCUAUGCUCGUGCACCCAAGAAUUUAACAAUUGCGGGGGGAAAUGCGAUGACAUGGAGAGUCGUUCCAUAUGCAUGCGAAUCAUUCGAGUUCUGAACUUUGUCCACCACGCGUGCUUAACGCUCGACAGUGGCGACUACGAGCAGACGAGGAUCACGUCAGUUGUUUCGUCGACUUUUGAAGUUAUAGCCGAGAAGGAGUAACGAUGGUUAUCGUCGGUAUUUUCUCACAUUACUGAACGAAGUCUUCGGCUCUUAGCAUGAAGAAUGAUUUCGGCAUCGUUGCAGGAAAUUGGGAGUUACCAUUUACAAAACACCUCCUGGACUUAUAUUCAGCAAAAGGGGCGAAAGGGAUCAACCAGUUGACUUUCUGUGAUGCCCUGGUCUGCCGUUAGCGAUGUGGUUUCUAAGAAACAGUGUUCGAGUAAGCGACAAAUACGAUGUAAACACUGCGGUUCAACAGCAACGAUCCUAUCAGCCACAAACCCGGAUGUAUGAGGAGGUUUCAAUGGGACGCUGGGACGCACUGCAAUGAACUGACAGACAAGAUUUCCGUGAUUUCAGUAGUUUCAGUAGGCAUAUAGAGCGAAUGGACGCUAGCACAACUUCGUCAACCGGCGCAAUAAAUAUAGGAAGAGGAUAUUAACCACAUCAAACCCUUAUCUUAGGGAGAGCUCGCAUGUGGUUAUGGAUCCCCCUGAGGCCGUCAUAUGCCUUUUUCACCUAACUCGUUCCUGGUACUUUCCACGAAUCAGAGGGAGACACCCGCAAUGGCGCGCACCCACUCUUAUUCCAAGAAAUUUCCGAAGUUGUUUACUGAAUGUGGUUUAACUACAGACAAAUCAACUAGGCCGGAGAAACAGAAAGAUUACUCUAUCUCUGCAGUGAGGACGACUGUCGCAAAUCAUCAUGCCGUAACCUAUCCCGCAACGUGGCCACAACGUCAUGUUGGACAAGACAAAAGUAACUUCUAGAGUCACAAUUUGCUUAAACCAUGAUCUUUCAAUCUGGCUGUCCGGUCAUCAAGUGAAAUCACCUCGUCUUCCAAGUGGAUCGCUAAGACUACCUGUGCAAAGUAAUCAGUCGCGCGGUGAGCACGAGGGAGGGUAGUGGAGAGGAAGACUGCCAAAUUAUCCUUAGACUUACUGUUACAGUGAGUGACCGAUCUCAUGAAGUGCUGACCGAAGGCGCACGUUGAAUCAACCGGACGUAGUCAAUCAGGCACUUAUUAAAAACAACGGUGAUGUCCAGAACGCUGUCUGCCAGGGUGAAUGCAGUAGCAGAGCGACUGUGUCCUAUAAAUACCCAUCUUCACUGUGCCUCCAUGUCGCUCUUUCUCUCUGUCUCUGAUUGGGGGUUCAACCAUGAACCGGAAAGGUCCGGCAAAGAGCAUUCCUUUUUCAGCGGUCAAGCGUACUCGGCCUCAUGUACAAAUGUGUGACUUUAUGCUAAACUGUGAGCAGUCAGUCGGACGGCCACCUCAUCUGAGCGAAAUGGUCUCCAUUUUCCACCCCCUGAUUACUUCGUUUCUGAGAGCCUUCUGACACAAAUCAGUGCAUGCCACACUUACGGUUCUCUUUCAUAGCCACCAACACCUACCUGCCUCCCGGUGAGGUCGUAGACACCUUAUGCUUAAAGCCAGGAGUUUGGUAUUCCUUCUGAGUCGUUCAAACAGCUUGCAUUCCCCACUUAUUGUCAUCUCGAUGUCUCAGGGCCCGUGAACGGGACGUUCCAAAACUUCUUGUAGCUAAUUUUGUUUGCUAACGGAUGUUUACUCCUAAAGCUACGGGUCUGCACCGCAAUGAGUGCCUCCCUUCGAUCUCAUCUCCUAGGGCAAAUAGAUGUCGGAAAUAAGGAGCCAAACAUGUUCUGGGAAAGUUAAACGAGAUACCACUUUAACCUUAACUGCGAAAGUCGAUUCGCGGGACUCAGUGUGCGUUGUAAUUGCAUUGUCCUCCGAAGGCAUCCUACCUUUAUUUUAUCGUUUUUACUUUCAGGAUUGCACAGUGGAACCCUCAGAAGGCAUAAUCGAGCUCGGUCAAACGGUGAAGAUUACCUUUCAUGUACAUGGAGGACCUGCACCCAAGUUUUUCGAUAUGGAUUUUGUUUGCAAGGUAGGUCUCAGUAGCGGUUUUUCUCAUGAGUAUUAAAACUUUUACGAAAAUUCCUGGGUUACAGUGACUAGGUAUUAGACAAUGGAAGAGAAGGCCAACUUUUUCACUUAAAGAGACUGUAGGUAAAUAAUCCCAGUUAAACUAACAACGCAUGGUCUCUCGGGUCGACUAACCUUCCAAGUUCAAUAAAACUUCAAAUAUUUGACGAUAACAACGGGCUUAUUUUCAAAAAUGAACCCUAGACAGUCGAUAAGUAAUGUCCUACACAGUGUCCUGCCCGUUGACAUGCCCACCAACGCGUCAUCGACUCUAUCACACAAGGUCGCAUCAUCACAGAAUGUACUUGUAAGGUAGUUUCUGACUACCGAAAUGCAAAAUAUGUUAUUUUUUGUCCUUCUUUUUAGAUUGUCCCCCAGCCAAUUGACGAUGCGGGCGUGGAAGAACGUCAUUUAGCGGGGUCAGGAAGGCGUAAACCAGACAAAAAACCGGUCUGUGGGAAGCAUAUAUGGCCCCUGGGGGAGACACAAGUGGUCACUGUUACCGCGAGGUCACUGAGUUACGACGAGAUGAAGCGUGAGGAAGCAUGGAUAGCCCCGUAAACAAUUUAAACAUGAUUAUUUUGUUACUUUUUGCUCGCUUACUGCCACUGCUGAUUGACACAGGAGAAGUGAGUACGUUUUACAGUGGAAUUGUUAAGAUACCGUAGAUAUUCGGGUUGUUCAUUUCACUCCCCACACUGUCACGCUACCUUUACGUGGCAGACUUAUCCAUCACCAUUCGCGCUCCUUUUUACGUUGCUAACCGCGUUGUUGUGCUUCAUUUCCCAUGUUCCAGAAGUAUAGUGAAAGAUCCCGCUGCAUUUUCUUGACGUUAGCUCCUGAUUCGAAUAAUUCAACCCAACGCUGCUGUCACUGUCGUUGAAUAUUUUUUUGUGCAAACGACGCCAUCUCCUAAGACAUGCAGACUGAUUUUGCGUUACGGCAUCUGCCUAAAGGCAUCAUUAUAAUGAAUCCUCAGAUACGCCUUGCCCAUUUUUGUGAAAGGCCUGCUUUUAUUAACCUGCUCUGUAACCAGAGUUUAUUGAGGAUGAUGUGACCCCCUAGUUCUACUCAAAACGAAGAAGUGAUCGAUAAUCGGAAUCGUGGAUCGCAGCAAUAAAAACCCUUUGCCCAAAACUCACGUUAUGAUAACAUAUAAAGACAAGCGAUAUCGUAACUCUAGUAUUUGUCAUUGUCAUUGCAUAUGUACAAACUCUGCUACCUCAAUCGAUUUAUUGCAUUCUCGAGAGCGAUAUUUGAUGGGGUGGAUCUUCAUACGCACCUGCUUAAACACGUGUGAUCGAACGGUUUCACCGUGAAAUACGGAAAAGAGGCAGGCAGGACCCCAAGGUUUGCCUGUGGGAUUUCAACAAAUUGCUAAUCAUAUAGUGCUUUAGUAUUCUAAACCCCGAAAUUGGUAAAUACAGAUAGUUCAGAUGGAAAACUGGACCGUUUUAUUUUCUCCUCCAACUUUUUAAAUGCACUUUUUAAUCCUUGAUUAGACAGUAGCAAGUGUGAGGGUGUGCAGGCUUGAUAAUUACUAGAUUAAGCAAGGCAAGUGGUAUAUUCAGAUCCCCGACUUUUUAAGGAGUACCGCGCCCUUGGACCUCCCAUAAUACUAAUGACCUUGACCUUGCCUUCGAUUUAUCAAAACAUUCAGGCCGCCGCUGCCGCAUGA
This is a messenger RNA of Spirometra erinaceieuropaei, 20416 nucleotides long. NCBI's taxonomy places the organism in Eukaryota, Metazoa, Platyhelminthes, Cestoda, Diphyllobothriidea, Diphyllobothriidae. The record is from the annotation of a GenBank genome assembly.